Messenger RNA from Dimorphilus gyrociliatus, 2425 nucleotides. The record is from the annotation of a GenBank genome assembly. Lineage: Eukaryota; Metazoa; Annelida; Polychaeta; Dinophilidae.
CAUGAUUUAUAACCAAUUGUUCCAGAAGAUAGUUGCCAGUGGUGCGGAUGGCUAUGUUUACGUGUUCGCUUUUGAAACGGGAGAUAGAAUCCUCCAAUUCUCAGCCCAUCGUACAGAAGUUUAUGGGCAGGAGGAAGGUUUGGAAAUUACAACUAUGGCAUUUGAUUAUUCUCAAAGACGCUUAUUCACUGCCGGAAGAGAUGGUAUUGUAAGAUGCUGGAAUUUCAAUAAUGGAAUGAUGUUACAAGAACUACGGGAAGCUAUUGGUUCAGAGAUAAUGACUAUAGCUACCUCACCGAAAAAAAAGAUCUGGACUGCUGGUUGGAAUAGAAUAUUGAUAGAAUAUGACGAUAAUCCAACGACUGUAGAGACUGAAACUAAGAAGCUCUUUUACGAUAGAUGGCAUAAUGAAGAUAUUCAAACUGCAUGCUGUGACCUGAGAUCAGGUAGAUUAGCGACAGCUUCAUACGAUGGCGAUAUUUAUUUGUGGAAUGUGGAAACCCAUCAACCUUUGAUGAAAUUCAAUGCAAGUAAAGGAGUUGUUAUUUCCAUGUCGCUAUAUAAAGACAUAUCAACAACAACUAAAGAAAAUACACUUGAAGGUCACCCCAUUACGGAAAAAGUAGCAAGAGCACGUCAGAGAUAUAUUCCAAGAAAUCGGCACCCUUUGUCUGUGAUCGAAAGAAUACGUAACGAACAAAAAAGAUCGAAAAUGGGUGUCUCCAGAGAACAAUCACCCUGCAGAGUCAAAUUGAAAGAAAGACGGAUGACUAUCAACAGGCUGCAAAAGGCAACUAAAAAUUGUCAUAAAUUUAUAAAGUCAACUGGGGCAACUGAAAGAGGAAAACUGGAUUCUAAAGUUAUCUCGCUUUCACAAGUAUCUCAUUCUUCGUUGUCCAGCACACCUGAUAAAUUAGAGAAGAAUAAAGCUGAGAAACCUUUAAAUGACCGUCGAGUUCACUUUAAAACAUCGAGGUCAAAUAGUGUAAAUGACGAUAAAAUAUCAGAUAUGAAGCCAAAAUCUAGAAGAAUGUCGCAGAUUUUGUCCGAAACUUCCAAGAUUUUACAACAAUACAUAGAAAAUCAGGAUCAAGCUGUUUAUAAGUUACUAAUUCUUGCAAAAAGAAUUCCCUCGCAGUUUACGGCUACCUUAAUUGCAGCGGGUGCUAAAGGCUGGAUUCGUUUCUGGUCAAUCAGACCAGGGGGAGGAUUGAUAGGGCAAUUUAACGCCGCUCAUUUAGUUGGAGAUUCGAUAUUAUCGAUCUGCACAGAUACUUGUAAUAUAUUUCUUUUUACGUCAGACACGGGAGGUUACGUUAAAGUUUGGGAUAUCGGAGACUAUUGUGUGGAAGAACCAUUGAACGAAACUUUUAAACACCGCCUCAAUUUAAUUAGAGCACAGUAUGAAGUAGCUUUCCCUCUCUUGUCAUUGCCACAAACAAUAUGGGACAAAGUACUUAAGCAAAAAAAACACGAACCGCCUUCCAAGUGUUCAUUACCUCAUCGUACUUGGACUGCUCCAAAGCUAUUAACCUCCUUUAGGGCUCACAUGCAGCCAAUAAAUUCUAUUGAUUAUGUGAAUGACAAACAGAUUAUCCUUACUUGCAGUUCCGAUAGGAGCAUACGGUUAUUUUCAUUAACUGGACAAUUUCUGGGUGUAUUAGGUAAAGCGAGAAAGAAUCCCCCAAUUUUACUAAAUAUGUAUACCAAUAAAGAUUUACCGCCAAUUGAUAAGGACAUCAAUCAGUUAGAUAUUAUCAGAUCAGCACGGACUAAGUAUUAUCCCCCACCAGACAUUGCUAAAGAAGCGUCUCCAACCACUCUUCACGUUAAUAAAAUGGGUAAAAGCCGUUUGUGGAAGCGUGUUAAAACAGCCGUUAGUACAAGUAAACCUUCGGAUAAAAAGAUCAGAUUUGGGAAGACGGUAGGAGUCUCUGAAUUUUCUUCAAGAUUUAAAAAGCUGAGAACAAGAUAUUUGCAAAGGCAACAUGGAAUGUUUGGCCUAUGUUGCAGUGAGGUCAAUGAAAGAGUUUACUGUUUGCCACCUUCUAUAAACAAGUCUCUCACACCGUUAAAAUCGAAAAUUCUGGGAAAUUCUUAUAAAAAAUUAAGAAAUUUUAGAAGUUUUGAUGGCGUAAAAUGUAAAAUUGAUUUUCAACAAAAUUAUCCAUGCGUUUACUCGAAUUUAAGGAUUCACGAAAUGGAUAAUGAACCGAUUGUUCCUAAGCAACUUCAGAUGUUCAAUGAAGAUGAAAAAUGGAUGCAAAAAGUGCUGGAAACUGAUAAACAGAUUCGCUUAAAGAAGAAACCCGAAGUUAAAUCGAGGGCAAGAUCAAGCCCUAUAUCCGAUAAGUUGGAAAUUAUCCCGAAACAGCCUACAAAGAUUAAUGACAGUGAUAAUAAGCUCUACGAACGGUCAAAGUAG